This is a messenger RNA of Labrus bergylta (ballan wrasse), 1210 nucleotides long. Lineage: Eukaryota; Metazoa; Chordata; Actinopteri; Labriformes; Labridae. The record is from RefSeq and is a predicted model, not a curated record.
GUUUUACUGCGGCCGCUAGAGGUGGAUGCAAAAACAAGAGUUGAGUGUGGGAUGGACUCAGAGGGCAACUAUCCCCAAAACGCUCUCAGGAGGUGAACAAAAAAAAAGAAGGAAAAUGCGAGCCGGGGCAUGAGUGGAGUGCAACUCUUGUCUGCUCAUUUUCUGACACGGUUGAACACAUUUCAUCCACUGGAAACUCCGGGGUUAUCCCUCGACUUAAUGGGCGUACCUCCGUUUUUUUUUCGCAUCACAGAGGAGUAAGGUGAGGGACAGGGUCACAGCUCCAUAAAUACUUGGUGUGGCACAGCAGAGACUUCUGGAUGGACCCUGGAGGAAUAAAAACCGGAGAGGAGCAGCGACUGUUGAUACCUAAUUUGUAGAAAGGGCUGAACACCGGGGAAAGUUGUGGUGCAUCUUCCCAAAAAUGGAAAAUCUAUGAUUCUGCAUUAGCAGAGAUAUAACUUUUUUUUUUUUUUUUGCUCAAAAGAGUGCGAUGUAGGUCAUCUUCAAAACUCAAAAUUUUGUCAAGAUGACAGCGCUUUCACCUUUGCACCGUGCUGUAUUCGGACUCGCGUGGAGCUGCUUGAGUUUUCUGUCCUGCACUCAUUGCGGGUUAAGUGACAACCAUGUGCACUCGAGCUUUAUUUACAGGAGAUUGCGCAAUCACGAACGCAGGGAGAUCCAGAGAGAGAUCCUCUCCAUCCUGGGCUUGCCUCACCGGCCGAGGCCCUUCAGUCCCGGGAAGCAGGCGUCCUCGGCGCCGCUCUUCAUGCUCGACCUGUACAACGCCAUGGCCGUGGAGGAGGAGGAGGUCGGCCCGGGGAAGAGCUUCAGUGCCAAGGCUCAGGGCCACUCCAGGAAGGGUUACUACAGCCCGCAGCAUGCCGGGUACUCCCGCGUGCCACUGCCUUAUCGCGCGGCCCCUCUGUUAGGCCACAGCCCCGCGCUCACCUCAGCGCACGAGAACAACUUUCUCAAUGAUGCCGACAUGGUGAUGAGUUUUGUCAAUUUAGUCGAGAAAGACAAAGAUUUCUCUCACCAACGGAGACACUACAAGGAGUUCCGCUUCGAUCUGACUCAGAUCCCCGAAGGCGAGGCGGUGACGGCUGCAGAGUUUCGGAUCUAUAAGGACCGCAGCCAUGCACGCUACGACAACGUCACUCUGAAGGUUUCCAUUCAUCAAGUCAUCAAGGAGUAUCAGAACAAGUAA